UAGUAUCUGAGUCGGUGACUGGAAGUCCCUAUUCCAAGUCUGUGCAGCCUGUUUUGACGACUGCAGGCUCCGAUCUCAGGCUUCAGCAGUCAGUUUCGACGACCGCAAGCUCUGAAUCCAGUUCUCAGCAAUCUUCUUUGACGACUGUCCGUUCGCAGUCUGUUUUGCAGGCCGAACAGCCUAUCACCACGGUUGAACAAUAUCAAAUUUCCAAGGCCGAUCAGCCUCUGUCCGGUGCAGCAACAUAUGUUACAAGGCCUGAACAGUCUGUUCUAAGUGGCGCACAGACACUCGUAGUAUCUGAGUCAAUGACUGGAAGUCCCUAUUCCACGUCUGUGCAGCCUGUUUUGACGACUGCAGGCUCCAAUCUCUCAGGUUCGACGACCACAAGCUCUGAAUCUAGUUCUCAGCAAUCGUCUUUGACGACUGUCCACUCCCAGUCGAUUUUGCAGGCCGAACGGCCUAUCACCACGGUUGAACAGACUAUUUUACGUGCUGGGCAACCUGUCUCAAAGGUUGAACAAUAUCAAAUUUCCAAGGCCGAUCAGCCUCUGUCCGGUGCAGCAACAUAUGUUACAAGGCCUGAACAGUCUGUUUUAAGUGGCGGACAGACACUUAUAACAUCUGAUCCAGUGACCGGAAGCCUCUAUUCCAAGUCUCUGCAGCCUGUUUUGACGACUCGAAGUUUCGAUCCCAGCCUUCACCAGUCAGUUUUAACGACCGCAAGCUCCGAUCCCAGGUCUCAGCAAUUGUCUUUGACGACUGUCCACUCGCAGUCUGUCCUGGAGGCUGAGCAGCCUAUCACCAAGUUCGAGCAGUCCGCCUUCAAGGCCGAGAAAUACCUGUCCAAGGCAGAACAAUAUGCUAGCAAGUCUCAGUUAAAGGUUGGGCGGGUUGUUUUAAAGCAAACAUUUGACAUCUCCACGGCUGAGUUUCUUGCUAUCACCAAGACGAUCCGUGCUGCAUCAAUCGCAGGGGAUUUGGCUACUGCUGAAAGGAUCCUCACUCAAGAGAUUGCUGCUGACGCCAAGAACUUCGCCUCCUAUGCCAACCGCUCUUUCAUUCUGGCACGCAAACUUGACUGGGACAAUGCGCUUCGGGAUGCAGCCAAGUCCCUUGUCAUAAGGACAUCAUUGGCUGGUUAUAUCGCCAAGGGUAUCGCGCUCUGCGGAAAGCAGCGCCUCGAUGACGCGAGGACAGCCUUUGAUUUGGGAUUCACGUUUACUCAGGGAAACACGGAUGCUACUGUCUUCCUUUACUUGAUCAAGGCUAUUGCGCUUUUCAAUGCCAAUAGACACGAAGAGGCGAUGCUUCGUGUGGAUCAGCUGGCUUCUGCCGAUUCCAUCGCUUGUAGUAUCGUUAUGGCGAGUCUGCGACUCCAACUAGGAAUCAUUGCCUUCAAUGGUGCACGUCAUGAUGAGGCGGUCGAGCACUUCAGUGCCGCUGUCGAGGGUAGCACUUUCUUGGCUAAAUCCCUCGUUCCUUCUGCCUUCGAGGCUUUCACUGUGCUCUUCGGAUGGGACAUCGCGGCAUUGUGGCCAACCUCCAACAAGAGGCUGAUCCGUGCGCUCCUUAGGGCUGGCAGGCUCGGAGAAGCUUUCGAAUCAUACCGUUUCGCGGUGGACGCGAGUGCUGAUAUUACGAAGACCAACUUACGUGCUUGGGCCUUGACUCUCUCGUUGUGAUAAAGGGCAUAGUAUGCCUUCCCCGUGGACUGUUACAUAUUUAUGUAUCGAAACACGA
This is a messenger RNA of Suillus fuscotomentosus, 1743 nucleotides long. RefSeq lists its product as uncharacterized. The record is from RefSeq and is a predicted model, not a curated record. NCBI's taxonomy places the organism in Eukaryota, Fungi, Basidiomycota, Agaricomycetes, Boletales, Suillaceae. The transcript is spliced from 9 exons. Gene Ontology annotation, molecular function: protein binding. Bases 309 to 1685 code for a protein of 458 amino acids.